AUGUACGAGCUGGAUGACACGGGGGUCAGAAGAAGGCACCAGGGGCCGGUUAUUCUGCGAGGAAUUCGCGGCGGGGCAGGAGACGAAGUCCAAAAUGAGUUCCAAAACGAAUGCCCUCAGACGACCGAAGAACCCAAUCCUCGGGAUGAUCGGGAUGCAGAGGAGUAUUCCGGAAACAUGAGCGAAUACCUUGAACUCGAAGACCUCCUCGAAGCAACAAGAAACGAUUUCGAUGAGCGUCAGAGCCACUGCGACGGAAGUUUGCUCAGAGAAGCGCUGGUACUCAACGAACGCAUACGCCUCCGUCGGGACUAUCGUGAACUGAAGGAAUGUUUAGACCAGCAAAUCAGGAUUCUGGGCCUUGAACCCGAGGAGCUGGAUGCCGAAGAGAUGCACAGGCCGGGGCGAAGUGGUAUAUCGGCUGGUAGGAAUGAAAUGUAUGCAGGCAGACCUCCGCCAUGGAGGCGUCGUCGGGCUCGAUCACAGAGGCCCGUGCAGUCCCUCGACCAAUAA
Messenger RNA from Cladophialophora psammophila CBS 110553, 513 nucleotides. RefSeq lists its product as uncharacterized. The record is from RefSeq and is a predicted model, not a curated record. Lineage: Eukaryota; Fungi; Ascomycota; Eurotiomycetes; Chaetothyriales; Herpotrichiellaceae. The coding region runs from base 1 to 513 and encodes 170 amino acids. The transcript has a single exon.